Chiroxiphia lanceolata (lance-tailed manakin) is the source of this 1268-nucleotide messenger RNA. RefSeq names its product CD46 molecule (gene CD46). The transcript has 6 exons. The record is from RefSeq and is a predicted model, not a curated record. Bases 1 to 390 code for a protein of 129 amino acids. Lineage: Eukaryota; Metazoa; Chordata; Aves; Passeriformes; Pipridae.
AUGCAGUUCACUGCUGUCUUGCAGACCCCUUGGCUGGACUAUCGGUGUAACCCAGGAUAUAAGGCAGCACCUGGAAAGUCCUCUACUGUCAUUUGUCAGAGUAAUGAAACCUGGUCUGCUGCAGACCCAGACUUCUGUGUCCGACAGCAAUGCUCUCCUCCUGAAGUAAAGAACGGGAAUGUGGCUGGAAACGAAACAACUUUCCCCUUUGAAACAGUUGUGAAGUUCACCUGCAAUUCUGGGUAUAAGGUAAUAAACCCUUCUGCCAAAUGUGUGGCAUCAGGAAAUGAAGUUCGCUGGGAUCCAGCACCUCCCUACUGCUCAAGAGCGAACAUGAUCGUUGUUGGAAUCUUCCCCCUCCUCCUGGCAAUGCUGAUCAUGAACAUCUAAGUUCGGGAAGGGGCGCAGUGAGAAGGCACCUGUAGAUGUGUUGGACUCAAUCAGACUGAUCCCAGUGCUCUGCUUUUCCCUCCUGUGAAACUGGCCCUGGAGCAGCAACCAACAGCCCUUGGCUGGCAAAGCCCAGAUGUUCCAGCUGCUGCCUGGGAAGAACUCACACUCCUGGCUGCAGCUGCAGCACGUUGUGUUGGACACAGCAGCUCGUGGGGCUGGAAUGGAGUGGGAAGCUCUCUGCCACCUGGCUGGAAUGCUGUCCAGAAAUCAAGGGCAGUUAUCCCUGUGUUAAGUCACAAAGAUGCCAAAGACCUUCAGGUUGUAAUAGAGGAAGCUCAAGAAAAUCCUGGGCUUUGGGUAACUCUGCACAUUGGGUUCCUCAGCCCCUCUAAGGUCAUGUUGUGCCUGGUCCUGAUCAGGACUUACGGGUUUCUGAAGUGUCCUGAGGUGGAAAAUGCUGCCCCUGCUGAGAGGGUUAAAGUGAAUGUCUUCAUGUGAGUGAUACCCCCUUAAACAACUUGCUUGAAACAAAUGGGAUGUAUAAAUUGGGCAUUCUCUGCGAGCACUGACAGCACUGAAAAUCACAGAAUUGUUAAGGUUGGAAAAGACCUCCAAGAUCAUCAAGUCCAACCUUUGAUGAAACACCACCAUAUCAACUGAACUAAUUGGCAAAGUUGAGUCACUUCUUGAGGUAUUCACAUUCUUCUUCAUAUAAAGCACAGUUGCAGCUGUUACUUUGAGUAUGAACUGUUGUGCAACAGCAGGAAUUUUACCUGAGAGAAAAAGUUUCAGUGCUUUUAUAGCAAAGAACAGCUAUUCUGACCCUUCCUGUAGGAACUAAAGUUAAUUUUAAGCUGCAGCUGAAGGUCUCUGCA